AUAAUAAUAAAAUUGUUUAUAUAUUUUUUUUUUUGUAUUGAAAUUUAAUAUUAUAGAAAUAAAAUGGUAAAUGCACAAGUUCUUGGUUAUAUUGGAGCUGCUGUUGCCUCGGUAUUUUUCGGUUCUAAUUAUGUACCUGUAAAAAAUUUCCCAACUGGAAAUGGUAUUGCAUUUGCAUGGGUAAUGUCAGUUGGUAUUAUUUCAGUUGCCUAUGUUGCAAUGUUUAUAGCCGGAUCAGAUGGUAAAAAUUUAUAUUUAUUCGAUCCAUGGGGUUUAUUAGGAGGUACUUUAUGGUCACUUGGUAAUUUUUGUGUAAUUCCAAUUGUUAAAACAAUUGGUUUAGGUUUAGGUUUAUUAUUAUGGUGUUGUUGUAGUAUUGUUGCAGGUUUUUUCACUGGUAAAUUUGGAUUAUUUGGAUUGGAAAAACAAGUUGUAUCACAUCCAGCUAUGAAUUGGAUUGGUUUUGGUUGUAUUGUAGCAGCUAUUGUAUUCUUUUUCUUUAUUAAACCAACCUUAGAAAAUGAAGAUACAGAAUCCAAUUCAUACUCAUCAAUUGUUGAUGACUAUCCAAUUAUUAAUGAAGCAGGUUAUCGUGGAUCAAUCCAAUCAUCAAAAUUAACCGAAAAAUCAUUCUUUGAAAGAAUUCCACAACCAAUGAAAACUAUGUUGGGUAUUGGUUUAGCCAUUUUCUCUGGUAUUAUGUAUGGUGUUAACAUGGUUCCAAUGCAAUUAUGGAAGCAAUCUGAUCCAUCAGCCAACCCAUUAUCAUUCAUUUUCUGUCAUUUCUCUGGUAUUUUCAUUUUCAAUACUAUAGUUUUCUUUGUUUAUGCCAUCAUUAAACGUCCACCACAAGUUUUCCCACAAACUAUGCUCCCAUCAUUCUUCUCUGGUGUCUUAUGGGGUAUUGCUAACUGUGGUUUAAUGGUUGCCACACAAAAUCUUGGUUAUACUGUCGGUUUCCCAAUGGGUGCCUCAGGUCCAAUGGUUGUAUCAUCAAUUUGGUCUGUAGUAUACUUUAAAGAAAUUCAAGGUGUUAAAAAUUUAUUAAUUUUAUUAAUCUCAUUCUUAUUUUUGGGUGCUGGUAUUACAACUCUUGCUUUAUCAGGCUAAAAAAAAGAAAAAAAAAAAAGAAAAAAACAAAUAUCAACUUUAAAAUAUAUAAAUUAUAUAU
Messenger RNA from Dictyostelium purpureum, 1171 nucleotides. RefSeq lists its product as uncharacterized. Gene Ontology annotation, cellular component: membrane. Lineage: Eukaryota; Evosea; Eumycetozoa; Dictyosteliales; Dictyosteliaceae. The record is from RefSeq and is a predicted model, not a curated record. Bases 64 to 1110 code for a protein of 348 amino acids. Gene Ontology annotation, biological process: carbohydrate transmembrane transport. Gene Ontology annotation, molecular function: carbohydrate transmembrane transporter activity. The transcript is spliced from 4 exons.